GCCGUCCCGCCGCCGCCACCGCCACAGCCACCGCCGGGGCCCCGCCGCCUGCCGUCGCAGGCAGGGGUCUGGUCGGGACAGGGGUCCCCGCCCGGGGUCUGGGGCAUCCCCGUGCAGCCGAGAGGCGUGCAGCCCGCGGGGGGCGCCACUUGCGCCGCAGCGCCCGCUCGCUCAACUGCGUGGGCGGGAGGGCGUUGGGGCUCCGGGGCGCCCCGAAAGCAGGGUGCCCCGACUUCUCCGGGGGAGCCCCAAUCCCGUGGAGCGUCCAGAGCGAGCGCGCCCCAGCCGCACCGGACCUUGCGCUCAUCCCCCGCAUACCCCACUUCUGCACAAACUUUUCUGACGCCCUCGCCCGUGGGGGUCGCGGAGAGCGCUGAGCUGUCCGCAGGGCUCCCGCCCCGCCGGACCCUGGCCACGCUGACCUCCUGCCUCUCGUAGCUUCAGUGGCGACCUCUCCAGGCCGGGCCGGGCACGGCACUCGAGGCGCGCGCGGCAAGCGCCGCGGCUCUCCGAAGGCUCCCGCGCCCCCCGGGGCAGCUGGGCGGGGUAAUGCCCUCGGUGAUGGAGAAGCCGAGCGCGGGCUCCGGGAUCCUGUCCCGCAGCCGGGCCAAGACGGCGCCCAACGGCGGACAGCCCCACUCGGAGGAUGACAGCAGCGAGGAGGAGCAUUCGCACGACAGCAUGAUCCGCGUUGGAACCAAUUACCAGGCCGUAAUUCCGGAGUGCAAGCCUGAGAGCCCUGCCCGCUACAGUAACAAGGAGCUGAAGGGGAUGCUGGUGUGGUCGCCCAACCACUGUGUGUCAGAUGCCAAGCUUGACAAGUACAUUGCGAUGGCCAAGGAGAAGCAUGGCUACAACAUUGAGCAGGCACUGGGCAUGCUCUUGUGGCAUAAGCACGAUGUGGAGAAGUCACUGGCCGACUUGGCCAACUUCACCCCGUUCCCUGACGAGUGGACCGUGGAGGACAAGGUGCUGUUUGAACAGGCCUUUGGCUUCCAUGGCAAAUGCUUCCAGCGGAUCCAGCAGAUGCCUCUGGCAUUGCCCUUCCAGCUGCCUGACAAGCUAAUCCCCAGCCUGGUAAAGUAUUACUACUCAUGGAAGAAGACUCGGAGCCGGACCAGCGUGAUGGACAGACAGGCUCGGCGGUUGGGGGGCCGAAAGGACAAAGAAGACAGUGAUGAGCUUGAAGAGGGCCGGGGAGCCGUGAGUGAGGGAGAGCCGGAUGCCGGAGACCCCAAGAGAGAGCCUCUGCCCUCUCGGCCCCUGAAUACCCGGCCAGGCCCCGGGAAGAAGGAGGCCCAGGGGUCUCAGUACCGCCACCACCCGCUGCGAACCCGGCGUCGCCCACCCAAGGGCAUGUACCUGAGCCCUGAGGGCCUCACGGCUGUGUCAGGAAGCCCAGACCUUGCCAACCUCACGCUUCGAGGCCUUGACUCACAGCUCAUCUCCCUCAAGCGCCAGGUGCAAAGCAUGAAGCAGACCAAUAGCAGCCUCCGCCAAGCACUGGAAGGGGGCAUUGACCCGCUGCGCCCCCCUGAGGCCAACACCAAGUUCAACUCCCGCUGGACCACGGAUGAGCAGCUUCUGGCCGUCCAAGCCAUCCGUAGGUAUGGCAAAGACUUUGGGGCUAUUGCAGAGGUGAUCGGGAACAAGACUCUGACCCAGGUGAAGACCUUCUUUGUGAGCUACCGGCGCCGCUUCAAUCUGGAGGAGGUGCUGCAGGAAUGGGAGGCCGAGCAGGAUGGGGCCCCCGGAGCGCCUGUCCCCAUGGAGGAGGCUAGGAGAGGGGCCCCCUUGCCAGCCCCAGCCCUAGAGGAAGACGAUGAGGUGCAGAUCACCUCCGUCUCGACAUCUGUGCCCCGAUCGCUACCCCCUGUGCCACCUCCGCCUCCACCUCCCACCUCGCUGUCCCAGCCACCCCCGCUGCUGAGGCCACCUUUGCCCACGGCGCCCACCCUGCUCCGCCAGCCGCCCCCACUCCAGCAGGGCCGCUUCCUCCAGCCGCGGCUGGCCCCCAACCAGCCCCCACCACCUCUCAUCCGCCCCGCUCUGGCUGCCUCCCGCCACAGUGCCCGCCCCGGCCCUCAGCCCCCACCCACCCUGAUUGGAGCCCCUCUGGAGCCUCCAGCACCCUCACUCUGAGCCCUGGGGCUCCAGAACCCCGUUGCUGGCCAUCCUCGGACACCUCUGGCUUCACUGAGGACGGAAGGGACUAGAGCUCUUGGCCAGGUCUUUCGAAGACCCAGAGCUGCCAGUGGGCACAGUCUGGACCUGUGGGCUCUGCACGUUUCUGGCAGCUGAGUCUCUCAGCCCCCACCCCAGCCAGGGGCUGGGGCUCAGGGGCCUUCUGAGCUGGCCUGAGGGUACUUGCUCUUCCUGGCUGGGGCUGGAAUGGCUGCCUCCUAGUCUGCUGGGGCUUGGCCUUCGGUCUGGCCCUUUGUGUAGAGGGGGUAGUGACCUUAGCUUGGGGGAUGGGGGAGAGGGCAGCCUUGGCUGUUCUUCCUCUUUCCUUUCUUUUAGCAAUAAGAAGUCAGGGUGAGGUGGGGAGGGGGCUGGAGGGGGGAGGUGGGCAGAGAGGUUCCUUUGGGGCCUGAGUGUGGCAGAACUGGAUGGGCGGCUCCCAUCUUCUGGAGCCUGCUCACAAGUGCUGAGAAGCUCUAAGGGUGCCCGCUAUACCCACGGCCCAAAAGCUUAGAGAAAGGAGGGCUGGGAACAUAUGCAGACAUGGGUUUAUUUUUCAACGUUUUUAAAAAAUAAAUAAAAUCUUCCACGUUCACUGAGUGCUCUUUUUUGGUGUGGAGGGCCCUGGGCUUUGCUUCCUGUCUGUGCCCUGAGGAUGGAAGAGAGCAGCCACCCAGCACUGGCCUCCCCCAGGCCCCAGACA
This is a messenger RNA of Ailuropoda melanoleuca (giant panda), 2884 nucleotides long. It is a transcript of the gene RCOR2, whose product is annotated as REST corepressor 2. Gene Ontology annotation, cellular component: histone deacetylase complex; transcription regulator complex. The transcript is spliced from 12 exons. The record is from RefSeq and is a predicted model, not a curated record. Gene Ontology annotation, biological process: negative regulation of DNA-templated transcription; regulation of transcription by RNA polymerase II. Lineage: Eukaryota; Metazoa; Chordata; Mammalia; Carnivora; Ursidae. Gene Ontology annotation, molecular function: transcription corepressor activity. Bases 550 to 2142 code for a protein of 530 amino acids.